Cajanus cajan (pigeon pea) is the source of this 1083-nucleotide messenger RNA. NCBI's taxonomy places the organism in Eukaryota, Viridiplantae, Streptophyta, Magnoliopsida, Fabales, Fabaceae. The record is from RefSeq and is a predicted model, not a curated record.
AUUAGGAGAAGGAGAGCAAAACCCUCAAUUUCUCUUUGUUCUCCUCUCUGGUCUCUACGCUGGCCCUUAGCGGCUCCCCUGCAGGUAGGGUGAUAGAAAGUGAAAAAUAUGUUCUUAGAAAGUGAAAGUAUGAUCAUAGUAAAGGAGAGAGUGAUAAUGGAAGAGCUUGUGAAGGGCCAGGAAGCUGCUACCCAACUCAAGGGUCUUUUAGAAAACCCCAUUGGGAGUGAAGACUUUCUCUCACCAGAGCAACUCUUGGAGAAUGUGCUCUCAUCUUUUUCACAAACUAUUUCUAUCAUUAAAGCCUCUUCUUUCCAACCACCUCCUCCUGUUCCUGCUCCUGCUCCUGCUCCUGCACCUCACGUUCUCGGUUCCGCCAGUUAUUCAACUUCUGGAGAUGACAGUGUAAAUUGGAACAGAUCCCAACAGGGUCAAAGCGAUGAAAGAGAUAGUCACAGUAUAAGGAAGGGGAAGGGUGCGCAGACAUGGACCGCAGUCUUAAAGACCACUGACGACGGUCAUGUAUGGAGGAAGUAUGGAGAAAAGCAAAUUCUGAAUUCUAAAUUUCUUCGGAGUUACUUUAGAUGCACUUACAAGUUUGAUCAAGGUUGUAAAGCAACCAAACAGGUGCAGCGAUGUGAAGAAAAUCCUGAUAUGUACCAAAUAACAUACAUUGGCUUGCACACAUGCAAUGCGUCUCUCCUCAAUAGGAAUGAUGAAAGUUUGCAUGAAGGAUCAGAUCUCGAAAUGCAGAAUCGGGAGAAUGAUAGCUUAUAUAGUCAAUUUCGAGGAAAACAGAAGAUAAUUGAUUAUGAAAGCUCAUGGUCCUUAUUAACUUUAAGUUCUGACAGAAACACUGAUACAACAUUGUCAAAUUCACACGAUUAUUCCGGCCCCUCGUGAAUUUAUCAUGUAUAUAGUUUUCGUUAAUUACUGUAAGUUAAUGUAUUUUGGUUUUUGAUUUCAAUACUCAUGAGAACUGAAAUUAUGAAUGAGAGGAAACAUAUAGAAUUAUAUAUCUUAAUAUUGGGAAUCUAGUUUAUUUAACUAUAAUGUAUCAAUAAGAAAAUAACAUUUUGUUGA